Messenger RNA from Anoplophora glabripennis (Asian longhorned beetle), 2167 nucleotides. RefSeq lists its product as uncharacterized. NCBI's taxonomy places the organism in Eukaryota, Metazoa, Arthropoda, Insecta, Coleoptera, Cerambycidae. The transcript has 11 exons. Gene Ontology annotation, molecular function: zinc ion binding. Gene Ontology annotation, cellular component: nucleus. The coding region runs from base 38 to 2167 and encodes 709 amino acids. The record is from RefSeq and is a predicted model, not a curated record.
GCCACAAGCACUCAAGAAAAGAACUAAAAGAAGAGCAAUGGGUGAUGUUGAGGAAACUUCGUGUAGGCUUUGCCUUAAAUCUAUAACCGAUAAAAGUUUUGAAGUGGUAGACAACGUUAUAAGAGUCAUUCUAGAUAUUCUUUUGCUGAAAUUGAAAUUUGAUAACGAGAGCAAAGAGGUUAUAUGUAACGUUUGCAGAAAAAAGUUAAAUGCCGCUUCAGAAUUUAAGUCAACAUGUCUGAAUACCGAUAAGGCAAUUAUUCCUUAUGUGGAUAGCAAGAAAAUGUUACAGCUUGACUUAAGAGAAGUGUACAUGCAUGAAAAGAAAAACGAAUUAGUUGAAAUUUCUUGCAGUCAGAAAGUAUGUCGAUUGUGUAUGCACCCAGUAGAAAGUGAGUUUAGGUGCAUACGUGAAGUGGAACUUGAAGCUAUUGAGAAAUUGGCUCCUGAAAUGAACAUGAAUAUCAUCAAAGAUCCCGUUGUAUGUAAGCCAUGCUUUGAUUCUCUGUGUACUCACAACAGUUUCCUAAAAGAUUGCUUAGAGGUAGAGGAAAAAAUUAAUAGUAUUUUUGAUUCUUCAGCCACAGAAAAUCAAGUAGAUACGUCUUCACUUGAUUUAUUGGUUAAGACUGAAAACUUGGAAGAAGAAUUUGAUAUUAACGAGAUGGAAAUGCCAAUCAAAAUUGAAGGUAUCGACAUAAAAUUGGAAGAUGAGGAAAGGAGAGCAAUGGGUGAUGUUGAGGAAAUUUCGUGUAGGCUUUGCCUUACAUCUAUAACUGAUAAAAGUUUUGAAGUGGUAGACAACGUUAUAAGAGUCAUUCUAGAUAUUCUUUUGUUGAAAUUGAAAUUUGAUAACGAGAGCAAAGAGGUUAUAUGUAACGUUUGCAGAAGAAAGUUAGUUGCCGCUUCAGAAUUUAAGUCAACAUGUCUGAAUACUGAUAAGGCAAUUAUUCCUUAUGUGGAUAGCGAGAAAAUGUUACAGCUUGACUUAAGAGAAGUGUACAUGCAUGAAAAGAAAAACGAGUUAGUUGAAAUUUCUUGCAGUCGGAAAGUAUGUCGAUUGUGUAUGGAGCCAGUAGAAAGUGAGUUUAGGUGCAUACGUGAAGUGGAACUUGAAGCUAUUGAGAAAUUGGCUCCUGAAAUGAACAUGAAUAUCAUCAAAGAUCCCGUUGUAUGUAAGCCAUGCUUUGAUUCUCUGUGUACUCACAACAGUUUCCUAAAAGAUUGCUUAGAGGUAGAGGAAAAAAUUAAUAGUAUUUUUGAUUCUUCAGCCACAGAAAAUCAAGUAGAUACGUCUUCACUUGAUUUAUUGGUUAAGACUGAAAACUUGGAAGAAGAAUUUGAUAUUAACGAGAUGGAAAUGCCAAUCAAAAUUGAAGGUAUCGACAUAAAAUUGGAAGAUGAGGAAAGGAGCGACACUCAACUUCAGAGUUCCGAUAUCGUAACAUUCGAGCACAGUGUAUGUAAAAAUGAAGAAGAGGAGGGAUGUAAACAUGAGAAUGGAGCAGAAAUUACAACCAAGCAAGAGUGUAAAGUAUUGUACAAAUGUGAUAAAUGCAUUUAUGAAACUGAAAGUGAGAUCUGCUUUACAGCACACUCUGCGAGACACGACAAUGAUUUGGAAUUGUAUAAAUGUGAAUCGUGUGAGUAUAAAGCUGAAAAUGAGAAAUUACUUCAGAGGCACCUGUUGAAUCAUGAAGGUCCAUCUCAGAUGCGCUACCACUGCCAUCAGUGCCAACUGCCAAUGCAGUCAUUGUCAUUUAAGAUUAUAAGAGGGUUAGUAGUAACGACUGACAGCUUUGUGCUUUGCAUUUUUGUCUCUGCGUUCUGUUUAUAUUUAAAAGAAGAUUGUUGCAGAGUAAUGACUGAUGUUAAGGAAAUGUCGUGUAGGCUUUGCCUUAAAAAUAUAACCGAUGAAAGUUUUGAAGUGAUAAACGACAUUAUCAGAGACAUUCUAGAUGGUCUUUUGCUAAAAUUGAAAUUUGAUGAUGAGAGCAAAGAGGUUAUAUGUAACGCCUGCAGAAGAAAGUUAAAUGCGGCUUCAGAAUUUAAGUCGACGUGUUUGAAUACCGACAAUAUAAUUAUUCCAUAUGUGGAUAGCGAAAAAAUGUUACAGCUCGACCUAAGGGAAGUGUACAUGCAGGAAAAGAAAAGCAACUCGACCUAA